AAUAGUGUGUUUUUUGUGUUGCACACAUUUUAAUUCAAUUUUUAAAUUUUCUUUGUUUCUGUGAUAACGUUUAGUGUAAUCUGACACAACCCUAAUCUGCCGUUACUGUUUCAAAACAUACCUACCGAUGGCUCCUGGAAUUGCUGAUAAAAAGAACAAUACCCUUCCUUUAUGGGGUAAUGAGAAAACUAUGAACUUGAAUAACUUAAUUUUAACUAAUAUUUUGUCCUCGCAUUAUUUUAAGGUUAAUCUCUAUCAACUGAAGACCUAUCACGAAGUCAUUGAUGAAAUAUACUAUCAGGUAACGCAUCUAGAGCCAUGGGAGAAGGGAAGCAGGAAAACAGCAGGACAGACUGGCAUGUGUGGUGGGGUUCGAGGUGUUGGUGCUGGUGGCAUAGUUUCCACAGCAUUUUGUAUAUUGUAUAAACUUUUUACAUUGAAGUUAACUCGCAAACAACUUGUUGGAUUAAUCAACCACGGUGAUUCACCUUAUAUCCGAGCUCUGGGCUUUAUGUACAUAAGGUACACACAACCCCCAGCAGACCUCUGGGAUUGGUACGAGCCCUAUUUGGAAGACGAAGAGGAGAUAGAUGUCAAAGCCGGAAGCGGUCAGAUCAUGACGAUCGGCGAAAUGCUCCGCCAUUAUCUAUCGAAGCUGGAAUGGUUUUCCACCUUGUUCCCACGCAUUCCCGUUCCGAUUCAGAAGGAUUUGGAGAGGAAGCUGACAGAUUGGAGAGCCAAGACAAAGAUUAAAGUGAAAGAAGAUACAGAUUUCGGUGAAGUUGAGCAACCUUCUGCUGCUGAGGGGAAUUGGGAGGAAGAAGAAGAAGGCGGGAAUGUCAGAGAGGGCAGUCGUCAUAAAGAGUCGUCCAGGGUCGACUACAACGAUGAGAUCUCCAGAGAGAGGGAAAGGCAGAGGCGAGAUCGAGACAAGCAUAGAUCAUCGAAGCAUCAUCACUCAGAUCAUCACAAAAGUCAUCGAAGUCGGAGUCCUUCGGAGUUCAAACCUCAUAGGGAAGAUUCUGGUCAUCAUCGAUCGAAGCACAGAGAAUCUGAUCGGCCAAUGGAGCACGGGAAGCACAGAGAAGUUAGUUCUCACCGUAGAGACAAUGAUGUGGAACACGAAAAAUCUUUCAGGGACAAGAAGCAUAGUCAUGAAAAACGAGAGAGUAAACAUCGCUCUCACAGUCAUAGUCAUGACAAAAAAAGUCAUAGGCGCUCUCGAAGCAGAGAGCACUAUUGA
Molecule: messenger RNA, 1243 nt
Organism: Uloborus diversus
Lineage: Eukaryota; Metazoa; Arthropoda; Arachnida; Araneae; Uloboridae
Product: pre-mRNA-splicing factor 38B-like
Exons: 2
Coding region: 128-1243 (371 amino acids)
Cellular component (GO): precatalytic spliceosome
Source: RefSeq, a predicted model, not a curated record